GUUCCAGUUCAUCAAAUCAGUCCUCACUAUCUCCAGCUUUGUUAGCGAUGAUGUGGGAACUUAUACUGCCGCUGCAACUGCCACUUUCAACGGAAACAAUCUUGAUGUGACUAACUCCGUAGGAACCAAAGCUGAUCUCUCCAACAUUUUCCUAACCAACGGGGUCGGCAAAGAAGGAGAUGAUGUGACCAUGUAUUGCAUGUAUGAGGGUUCAGCUACCGUUAAUAUAUUCACAUACUACAAACGGGACAAUAGUGGUGACUGGAAGGAAGUGGAUAAAAGUUUAAUCAGGAUGCUGGUAACCUACUUAUCAGUGGACACACUGGUGUCCGCUAAAACAUUGACUGGGAUGAGCGCUGCCAAGAGUGGCAGUACCUUAGAGAUUCUAAACGUGGAUAACGACGAUGAAGGCUUGUACAAAUGUUCGAUUACUGAUAUAAACAGCAUAAGAACAGAUUCGAAACAAAGUAACCUGCAGCUGAUAUCUUGGAGCCUGCCGGAGAAUAAGAUGCUGGUGGAGACAGGAGAAACAGCCAUGAUAACCUGCACCUUCUCUGGACCUUCUGUCCCGGAGAUAGAGGGACGAACUUUCGUUAGCUCUGCUUUCUCUAGUGACGAAUAUGCUUUGCUGUAUUCUAAAGAUAGCUCAACCUCUACUUCUAACAGUUUAACUAGGAUUACAACAACAGCUGUGUUCUCCAAAGUGAUCACCAAGAAUGGGCCGUUCAAGUGCCACGCCACUUUCAAGGACGAAUCAAGCCCCGGAAUUCAAUCUGAACUUGGCAGUGGCCAGGUUGAAAUUCUAGCUGCUUCAAUCGAGCUGGGAACCCACCAAUCUUCCCUCCCUGUCUACGAGGGUGUUUCCUUCACCUUCAUCUGCCAAUACAGUUUCGAGACAGCAGGCACAGUGACCAUCUCCCCAUCUGCUGAUGAAACCGUCACAGACGAUGCCAGGGAGAAUUUCAUAACCACUGGUUUCAAAAACGGCCAGUUCGGAAAAAUAACCUCGACGAGUUUCACUGGACCCUACAUCUGCUCGGUGGAGAUCGAGGGGUACACUAUUUCCAAACAGCUGGAUCUAGAUAUAAUACCUAUACCUGCUGUUCCGAACCUGGAAGAAGUGAUUGUCAGUACAGCGACUAUGAUUGGCUGACCUGUACUGUUACGAGUGAUCUACCUCUCUUCAGCGUCUCCUGGUACACUAAGGAGGAUGGAAAAGAUCAAUAUGUUACCACCCACAGAACUGAGGAAGGAUACUCGAAGACAGGGGUGAGUGAGCGAAUUAAUGGUCUCGACUACUAUAAAGAUCGGGAGUUCACCUGCAAACAAACCAUCCAAUCUAGCUUUUACGCCUCUGAAGUCUCUUUCGUGGUGAAACGUGUAGUGGUCAAAGUUGGAGGUGUCCGAAAGUUCGGCGUAUCUUCAACUUCUCUGUACGUCGGGGACAAACUGACAGUAACGUGCAGUACUGAACAGGGCACUACAGCUCGUCUGUACCGCGGUUUCAGUGAGCAGUCCCUCAGUUCUACAUCUACCACUGACAAUGGAGUGAUUACCUACAAGUACGAGAAAUCGUCAGUAGAACUGGCUGACAUGGGAGACUACAACUGCGAGAUUAAGAAGGAGAACCGGUGGAAUGUCUACUUCGACCCUCAACAAGUUGAAAUCAGCAAACGCUGUGAGGACCUCGUGAACCCGAACUCAAACACCGCCUCCCUGAUCUGCUCUACAGAACUAAUAGAGACAGGCACCACGUGCACGUACACGUGCAGUGGAGACAACGCCAUGUCCAGUAUCUGGGAGGACAGUGUGACCACCACGUGCAGGGACACAGGGUACUGGUCCCACACCUAUCUUAGCUCACUCAGACUGGAGAUGCCUUCCUGUACAGCACGAAUCAUCCCGAUCACCUACAAAGCGGUGAUGGUAGUAACGUUCGGUGGCUUGACCUGCCCUCCAGACAGCUCUGAUGAAAUAUUCAACUUCAUAACCGAACAGAAGUUCCGGGAUCUUGACAUGAAAGGCUUUGAUAACACCCUAGUGAGCACUCAAAACUUCUACACUCAGGAGAAGUGCAAGAUUAAGUGGUUGAUAGAAUCAGAUGAGACAAAUGUGGCCCGAACUCCUGAUGACCUGCUCGAAGUAAGGACCGCUGAGAGAUCUGCUCUGUAUGGUAAUAAGAGGUUCACGGUAGAAGAAGAGGAGGAUGCUGAUGAGUCUGGGUUCCUUGUGGAAUGUCCGGCUGGGUCCGGAGUCAGUUCUGAAGAGCUCUAUUGCGUGCAAUGUGGAGUUGGAACUUACAGCACCAACCAGGACUGCGUGAGUUGUCCUGUUGGAUCCUACCAAGACCAGCCUGGUCAGUCCGUCUGUAAAUCCUGUUCUAACGGAAAGAGCACACUAAGUCCUGGCUCCACUUCUUGUCUAGAUGUGUGUGAGGUGGGAACAGUGAUGUUCGGAACAACAGAUCCUCCAGCCGGGUACCGAGUAGAAGCUAACACCAACAUCGUCACCACCUGUGACCAGGGCUACUUCAUCGGAACUAAGACUUCUGUUACUCACACAUGCGGCACUACUCAGUUCUGUUCAAGUGUGCUGAUGUUAUCAGGGUACGAAGGGUACGCCAGCAAGGGACACAGCUACAGUCUGACGUGUCAGUACACCACUGACGACACCUCUGCUCGGCUCACCUGGUACAGGGACAACAUCCUCCUCGAAAACACUGCUACUGACGUGACUGAUUCCCAGACUACCACAAGUGUGUUGGACGUAACAGUUGACAAUAGUGCGGAGUACUCUUGCAAACUCGGCUCCACUCUAGCUGACCACUCUCACGAAGUCACUGCUCUAGUAAAUGAUAUUGGUGUGAGCGCUACUCUAAUUGUUGGAAGCACCUACACUUUCACUUGUGCUGGGCAACAACCCGAGGGAGUGGAUCUUCCUCCUAGCAUUGCCGCUUUUAUCAACAACAAGCAGGUGUAUGAGGGAGACCUUUCUGAUGAUGGUCUGUCCCUGAAAGUUGAGUUCCAGGCUACUUCAGACAUCAGUAUCACGUGCGAGUUCAUCUACAUCCAGGUGGAUGAGGACGUGUUUGUUACUAAGGAAAACGGCAAUGGAUUCAACGUUAUAGGUGUUAUCAAAGAGCCCAGCCGAAAUAUGUUCAUUCCAGUAAACACCAACCACGAUAUCGAGUGCGAGAUGCACAAUGUUGACUCCAUCAGCAUCGUGAAGGUCAGCUCAGGUGGCACUGAAACUGUGGUGCAAACUACCCCUAACGGCGGUUCUGCCUCCUACACCCUGAACUCAAACACUCCGGAGACUGCUGACUACUACUGUCUCGGAACUAAAGAUGGUUACUCCGUGGAGACUUCCAGAUACACCUACACCGUGGUUAACACAAACGUGAUCUCGGGACCAACUGACCAGUACACUAUUGGGGAGAGUGUAAAGUUUGAGUGUCUGGUACCCGCUGGAACCACCGUCAGUUUUAAGAAAACAGACAACAACGCUUUGGACCUAUCAACCCAAACCUCGGAGAACAGUGGUGCUAACGGUAACACCCUCUUUACUCUGACCAUCUCAAAUCCCAUUGAAUCAGAUAACGGCGAGUAUUUCUGCGAAGGUAACAACGGCAGGAGCUCCGGUGCUAUGUUGAACUAUGUACGGAUCCUCUCAUCUCCUAAGGACCUGUACCGGGAUGAAGGACAAGCUGCUACGUUUGUUUGCAAAGCGUCAGGUUAUGUCAGUAUAAUGUGGACCACACCAACUGGUUUUCAAACCCCUGAUCACACCUUCGUGACAGAGACAGGUGACACCAUAGCAGAGCACAGUCUAACAGCGGAACAGGCAGGUAUCUAUUAUUGUGUGGCUGCAGAUAUUGUCAGCAGCAAGUCCGCUAAACUUGUGGUGAUGAAAGUACAGUUGAUCGUUCCUGACGCAGUGAAGUCCGGUGAGGAGGUUGAGAUCUCCUGCGUGGUAUUUGGAGAUCACGAUGGUGUUACUAUUUCUAACCAAGGACGAUUAUUGACCACUGAGACACCUCUCGAUGCGAUGAGCACCAUGGCCAAAGGAGGGGGUACCAAAUACUUCUCCAAAUACGAAGUCUCUCUAAGCUUAUUCACUGAGGGUGUUACUAACUUUGCUUGCACCGCCUACUACAACAACUUUGGAGACGUGCACAAAGAAGAAGGACAAUCCUACUUUGUUGGUUUCUACAAGCAACCAUCUGACAUCCUUCAUCUAGCCGGGACAUUUGAAAUCGUAGCUCAGGUGGGCUCCUCUCCUAAAGAUAACAUCGUGCUGGCUCUCUACGAUAGUGAGAACACUCAACAAGACACUAAGACUGCAUCUGGUGGCUUGAAGAGCGUGUCAAUUCCAUUGACACGCUCUGUAGCUAGUACCGGCAGGUAUUACUACGAGUUGAACGUGGGAGGUGAGACUAUAAAGUCUGAUCAGUUUACCAUCACCACCUACGGUGCACCCAUUGCUGGAAACUAUGAGAUUUAUUACCCAGGCAGCAAGAUAGAUUCUCUGACACUGAUUUGUGUCCUGAGGAUGCCUCUGGGGUCCCCUGUAACAUGGACUGAUGCUAACGGAGAUAAGCAGGGCUCUGACAACCCUCUCAUCAGCACCAAGUACUCAGGAAAUGAUCAGAUCAUGACGUCUACCUUCACAAUCUCCGCUCCUGGUACUGGUUACUCUUGUUCUGCCACCAUUCUCGAGACAAAAGUUACUGUUGGCUACAAGGUCUAUCUCCAGAACUAUGCUCUGGUUCCCGAAGACAAGAACAAUGUGUUCUAUGAUACUAUGAUCCAACUGAAGAGCUCACCCGCCUCUUUUAACCCAAGAGUCUUUGCUCCUGAUCAAACUGAGAUCGAUCUUAGUCAACCCUUGAAUUUGUAUGAAAGUAGAGACUUCACCUCUGAAUUAAUGUGGACUUGGGGAGACGAGGAAAGUUUAUUUAUUCAAAGCGAUACACUCAAUGUAGCAGGAAUUUACAUCGCUGAACCUACCAGUACAGGACUAGUUGCUGGAGAGGAUACCGAGCUGCAGUGCACGGCCACCCAAACAGCUGAUAUCUUCGCUAAGAAGAUUAAGUGGACAGUCCCUGAUGGAACCCUGACCUCCAACCAAAAAACACUAUCUUUGGGUUCAGACCCUAAUGCUGAUGUUUCCAAGACAACCGUUACAUGGAGAAACAGCUUAACGUCUGGUUCUACGGUUACGAUCACCUGCACUGUUGAUUUCUCUUUUAAGGAUGGGUCUCCUGAUGUUACGAAAGUAAGAACGAUCGUCGCCGCAAUAGACAAAAAGUGUUACGCCGUGUAUGAUCUUGAUGAUGGAGUUGUCACCGCAUCCGGAACCUCUAUCUUCCCCGGAGAAACUGCCUCUGUGAAGUGUAAUGACGGUUUCCAACUCUCCGGUCAGUCUGAAUACAGGUGUUCGGGAGGAGCGCUUUGGAGCUCUCCACCUAGAUGUGUAAGGAAGAAACUGCUGUGUCCUACCAUCGCCCCUAUCUCCGCUCUUGUCAAUUACGAUCACCCUGACCUUACUCUGCAAUGUGUUGGACACUUUUCUGCCUUUCAAGAUCCGCCUCGUCUUAGGUGUGAGGAUUAUGGCUGGAACCUACUGUCUGUAUCUAGCUCUGUAAGCUCAUUCCAGUUUUGCGGAGAAAAAAUCACUCCGUAUUCAAAGUCUGUGACUGUAACCGUUACUUACGGCAAUGGAGACCGAGACUGCGAUACUGAGGGAAAGAAGACGGCUGCUUUCCUGAGAUAUCAAGGAGAAGUAGAUCUGGAACUGACCGGAAUAACAGAAACUCUUGUUGGUUGCAACACUACUCCUGAUGGCUACGCGUUAUCUGUGAAAUACUCGGUAAACUACAUUAACCUUGCUAAACAUGAUUAUCUGGACUUGGAAGAUUUACAACAAAAGAUCACUAUAUCUGAUGGAGACAAUACCAAUAAACGAGCUGCUUCUUGGGAAUUUGAUUCAAUCGUAAUUGCUUGGGACUUGGAAUGCCCGCUGGGAGCUCCUGCUUUCAAGGAUCAGUGUGUUGAGUGUCCUGCGGGAUAUUUUUCGACCGGUACAGCGUGCGUAGCGUGUCCUAAGGGUGAAUACCAGUAUGAGGCAGGUAAAACCUACUGUAUAGCCUGUCCUGGUGAUGAGACUACCCCCGGAACUGCCUCUGCAAAGUCUGAUGAAUGUGGAGUUUCGUGCAGAGUCCCUAAUGUGAGCAACGGAUCCACUUACCCACUUGGAGACAGUACCAUAACAAAUGGUAUCGGAGUAACUGUUAAGUGUGACUCCAAUUUCUCUCCUCCAUAUGGUAGCGAUGACACGUUCUCUUGUGACCAGUUUGCAGCCUUGGACGAUCCUGAAGGCUUUUGUCACGAGGUCUGUUAUGUACCGGCAGCUAUGGUCUCAGAUAACCACUUGAGCAUAACAGCAGCCACCAGUUACAUUCCUGGGGAGACUUUCGAUGUCGAAUGUGUUGAAGGGUACACCCUUAAGAGCACAUCAAACCCCAACAUUGAGUAUAUCUCCUAUAGGUGUGACGACGGUGAGCUGAUGGAAACCUCAGCUGGUCUCUGUGAGAAGGACGGUCUGUCCGGUGGUUUGAUAGUUGUGAUUGUGAUCCUGGUCAUCAUCUUCCUCCUCAUUCUCUGUUGUAUCCCACUCUGCUGCUUCUACAUGAAGAAGAAAAAGGAGGAGGAAUAUCAAGAUAGUGAACAAGAUGUAGAGAUGAGGCCUGAGAGUGCCUUUAGUUGCAGCAAGCAUGUUAUUGUUAGGGGUAAAGACGACUCUGGAGCACAGAUUGGCAAUAGUAACCCCUUCAAGGUGUCCGGAUUCAACGACUACAUCAGAGGCAUGGCAAUCAAUAAAAACGAGGGCUUCAUCAAGGAAUUCAGGAGCAUCUGUGUGGGAAGUGACACAAAGAAGAUCGUAUCUCAGUUAACGGAGAAUUACGAUAAGAACAGAUAUGGAACCAUCACAACAUAUGACCACUCCCGAGUCAGACUCCUGAAGAUAAACAACGAUCUCAACUCUGACUAUAUCAACGCCAGUUACAUAAACGGAUACGUCACCCCGAAUGCUUACAUCGCCACUCAAGGUCCUCUAGAUAACACAGUGAACGACUUCUGGAGGAUGGUAUGGGAGCAGAACGUCUCCUCUGUGGUGAUGCUGACAAACCUAGAACAAGGCGGCCAGAAGAAGAGCGUCAAGUACUGGCCUGAUGAAUCUGUGGAGCAGUACGGAGUUGUUAAAGUCACCAAACAGUCUGAGAACAAGUUCCCAGGAUUCCUGGUCAGAGAGCUCAAGUUAGAAGUGGAGGGAUCCACCAGGACCGUCCUGCAGUUCCACUACACAGAGUGGCCCGAUGUAGGGUACCCAGUGGAAGUCAAGUUCCUUACCUUCCUCUACUACAUCAGAUACAUGAGACAGGACUCCAAGAAGCCGCUAGUCGUGCACUGCAGUGCUGGCGCUGGGUGGACUGGAGUCUUCGUCGGUAUGGACUUUACACUGGACCGACUAACUAAAGAGGACACUAUUGAUGUGCUGGGAUGUGUAAACAGUAUGAGACAGCAGAGGUCCGCUAUGGUUCAGAACGAGCCUCAAUACAUUUACCUUCACAAACUCCUGCUAGACUCUGUCAACAGUUCCAACUUCAACCGACUCAGAGCUAAUCGAUUUAGAUCAAAUCUGGAGGGUGCUAUAUUCGUUAACGAAGGAGCGAAUGGAAUUAACGAGUACGAAGCUGGAAUUUGAGAGUUGCCAGCCCCAGUCUCUCUUGACUUAGCACACUUUAGCUCAAAACCGUGACCCCGGUAGACCUCCGGUGAAAUAUAAUGGACACACCCGCGACUCAAUAAGUAGAAACUUGACAAAAAGUACGUGUCAUAGAGCGAGCAACAAAACAAGUAGAAAUUGUUGUUGCCGGACUUCUCAGAGUUUUAUUAUUUGUAUGAUAGUUUUAGUUGUAGCUUCUUUUUUGUUGAAGAAGAAAAUGAAUUUGUGUGUUUAUUUUUUAGUGUAUAAUACAGUUUAAUAUGAUACGAUGUCUUUUAUAUUAUCAUUUUCAGAAGUGAAUAGUACUGUAAUUAUUGCAUUUAAAUUAUUUAUUGCUUUAACUAAGUUUUAUAUAUGUAUAACGGGUUGAACUUUGUAAAUUAUCAUUAACUUAACCAGGAAGAUGUAUUAUAUCUACAACCAGAGAUGUUUUUCUACGUAUGUUAAAGUGUUAUGUGAACUGUUAGAUAACCACGGUAACAAUUAACUAAACGUCCCCGGAUGGUUACUGUAUUGAUGAUAUUAGAUUCUAGAUUUCCAACA
This is a messenger RNA of Bolinopsis microptera, 8331 nucleotides long. RefSeq lists its product as uncharacterized. NCBI's taxonomy places the organism in Eukaryota, Metazoa, Ctenophora, Tentaculata, Lobata, Bolinopsidae. Gene Ontology annotation, cellular component: signaling receptor complex. Gene Ontology annotation, biological process: peptidyl-tyrosine dephosphorylation involved in inactivation of protein kinase activity. The record is from RefSeq and is a predicted model, not a curated record. The transcript is spliced from 18 exons. The coding region runs from base 1594 to 7767 and encodes 2057 amino acids. Gene Ontology annotation, molecular function: protein tyrosine phosphatase activity.